Molecule: messenger RNA, 2070 nt
Organism: Dromiciops gliroides (monito del monte)
Lineage: Eukaryota; Metazoa; Chordata; Mammalia; Microbiotheria; Microbiotheriidae
Gene: EVA1A
Product: eva-1 homolog A, regulator of programmed cell death
Exons: 4
Coding region: 351-866 (171 amino acids)
Source: RefSeq, a predicted model, not a curated record
GCUCGGCGGGGAGCGCCCCGAUCCGCUCCCGGGGCCCGCCCGCCUCCAGCCCGGACCCCCGAGCGUUCGGAGAUCCCGCGACCCAGGACGACCACCCCCUCCCGGGGCUCCCGGACCAGGGCGGCCAGAGCCCAAGACCCCAGAGCAGGACAGUCUCUCCAGGGUCUCCCCUCUGACUGACCCGUGCUCCCUCCCGGGCAGCCCCAUGGCUUGGCCAGCAUCGUCCAUAAGGGAGAAAUGUCCUCUGCUGCUUCCUCAGCCUUGACACAGGACACCUGCCCAGCGACAAACAAGAGAACAAGGAGAGCAGGCAGGUGUCAAGGGCAGGGCUGACCGGCCUUUAGCCCAGCAUGGAGCCCAGUGUCCAGGGCACUGGGCAGAUGGCCUUCCUCAGCAACCUCCUGGCAGCUUACUCCUUCAUCAUCGAGCACCCCGAAAGGGCCGCCCUGUGCUUCGUGUCCGGCGUGUGCGUGGGGCUGCUGCUCACGUUGGCCGCCCUAGUGCUGACCAUCUCCUGCCGUGCCGACUGCCGGCAGCCCCACGGAAAGAAGGGCCUGGCGGGGCGCCGCAGCCGCAGCCGCAUCAGCGACCUCAGCGCCAGCGCCAGCGCCAGUGACAGCGACGAGGACAGCGGCGGCGGCUGCUCGGCGUCUUCGGACGGGUCCACACGCAGGCCCUGGCUCUUCGAGCGCCCGCCCCACAGGAACGUGUUCACGUCGGCCGAGGAGCUGGAGCGGGCGCAGCGGCUGGAGGAGAGAGAGCGCAUCAUCCGCGAAAUCUGGCUGAACGGGCAGCCCGACGGCCCGGCUCCGGGCCCGGCCCCGGGCCCGGCCCCGGCCACGCGCAGCCUGAACCGCUACUACUGAGGGGCGGGCCCGAAUGGGGGAAGGACGAGGCCUAGCGGGGCCCAGAGGAGGGGGCGCAGCAUCCUGGAGAUCCUGCAGAAAACGGGCAGCCCCCGACCACUAGCGGGCCCAAGCGCUACUACUGAGGGGCGGGGAGGGGCCUGAGAGGGGCCUCUCCCCACCCCCCUGCCCCCGGGUCCUAGUCUGAGCCCUGGUCUGUGCCCCAGGCCCUGGCCUGGAACGGGGCUGAGUCCCCUGCUUGUGAAGUCAGCUGCUAACCACCCUGCAGUGCUGGGACCUCGCGUCUAGUCUGCCGCCAGGUUCCUGCCUGGACCGCCCUAACCCCCCCCCCCCCGCCCCCUGCAGAGGGACCCAAACAAGGGGCUGGAAAAAGGGCUGCUUGCUUGCGUCCCCUUCUUCCUUCCUCUUAUUUUUCGUAAUCCUCCACUCUCCCCAACUUCAGGAUCAACUGGCUUGGGUAGGGUGAGGGUCCUGACUUCAGGCCGCUCCCCUCCCCAGUCCAGCCAGUGCUCCGCUCUGCUCGGGGAGAGUAAUAGGCAGUCAUCCAAGGGAGAUGGAAUCGAAAGUCCUCGGAAUGAAAGACCUGCCCUGGCCGGAGGAGACUGCCGGAGAGCCUUCUGGGAAGCCCCUGGGACUCCGGGGUCGGGUAGACUCGGGGGACCUCCAGGAACUGCCCCUCGAUGGGGAGAAGGGUGGGGUCGGAGCAUGGGGAGUGGUGCCGAGAAUAUUCUCAGGAACGCUUACUCAGGACCCAGAGAUGCGCCACAGGUCCCCCCCCCCCCCCGUUCCCCCCUCCAUAAUCGCGGUGCUCUCUCAACUCUAUGACUUUUGCCUCAGGUAUAGAGGCAUCCGGCAGGGGUGGGGGAAGGUGGCUCAAGUGGCUGACUGGCCAUUGAUUGGUAACAACCUCAGAGAGCAAGCCCGGCGUUCUGGUUUGUGUGAGGGAGUGUGCGUGCGUGCGUGCAUGUGUGUGUGUGUGUGUGUGUGUGUGUGUGUGUGUGUGUGUGAGAGAGACAGUGAGACAGAGAGACAGACAGAGACAGAGAGAUGAGGGAGAGAACGUCGUUGAAUAUACUGACAUUUGGAGAAUGUCCUGGGUCAGUCUGUCAGCCGCUGUGCCUUAGUCCUAGUCAGACAACGGUCUUCACAUGAACAAAAAAGCACAUUGUUUUAUAUAUUUUAUUAAAAAAUUCAACCAAGCAAA